AGGGUCCUUCCCGCCGCGCAGCCUCAGAACGGGGCUCCCGUGCAGCCGCGGCGGCUGAGCCUGCGCGGUGACCUGCGGGUGGUCCUGAGACGAGGUCGCCUCGGCAAGUUUGGAUUUGCCCGAAGAAAUCCGCCGUGCGUGGCUGCGGGAGGUCUGAGAGGCGUCUGCCCGAGGGCGUGCGACGGGGCUGGGUCGCGGUGGAAGCUUCGGAAAUGAAGAAUUGAAUGUCACCAUGUCUGGAAUCAAGCGAACCAUUAAAGAAACCGACCCUGAUUAUGAGGAUGUGUCUGUGGCCCUUCCAAAUAAGCGGCAUAAAGCAAUUGAGAGUUCAGCUCGAGAUGCAGCUGUGCAGAAAAUUGAGACUAUUAUUAAGGAGCAGUUUGCUCUUGAAAUGAAGAAUAAGGAACAUGAGAUCGACGUCAUUGACCAGCGACUGAUUGAAGCCCGAAGGAUGAUGGACAAGCUCCGCGCCUGCAUUGUAGCAAACUAUUACGCUUCUGCUGGUCUCCUGAAGGUUUCUGAGGGAUUGAAGACAUUUGAUACGAUGGCUUUUAACCACCCUGCUAUCAAGAAAUUUUUGGAAUCACCUUCUAGGUCGUCAUCUCCUACCAAUCAGAGAUCAGAAACACCAUCUGCCAAUCAUUCUGAAAGUGACUCACUGUCUCAACAAAAUGACUUCCUGUCUGACAAAGACAAUAACAGCAACAUGGAUAUGGAGGAAAGACUCUCAAGCACGGUGGAGCAGCGAUCCAGCCGCAACACAGGAAGGGACACUUCGAGUGUUAGUGGCUCCCACAAAAGGGAACUACGGAACGCCGACCUCACAGGAGAUGAGACUUCUCGGCUUUUUGUAAAGAAAACCAUAGUAGUAGGCAACGUGUCCAAGUACAUACCUCCAGAUAAGCGGGAAGAAAAUGACCAGUCAACUCAUAAGUGGAUGGUGUAUGUCCGAGGGUCCCGUCGGGAACCCAGCAUUAAUCACUUUGUCAAGAAAGUUUGGUUUUUCCUUCAUCCAAGCUAUAAACCAAAUGACCUUGUGGAAGUUAGAGAGCCCCCUUUUCAUCUGACUAGAAGAGGCUGGGGUGAGUUUCCCGUGAGAGUGCAAGUUCACUUUAAGGACAGCCAGAACAAGCGGAUAGAUAUCAUACACAAUCUGAAGCUGGAUAGGACCUACACUGGCUUACAGACCCUGGGUGCGGAGACGGUGGUGGAUGUUGAGCUCCAUCGGCAUUCUCUUGGCGAAGACCACAUUUAUCCUCAGUCAUCUGAGUCAGACAUAUCUGACGCCCCUCCGUCUUUGACCGUUCCAGCCCCAGUGAAAGCUUCCCCAGUGGCAUGGUCCCCUGAGCCAGCGUCUGCUGCCCCUGUGGGAGAAGGAUUCCCAGACAACCCUGAAGCUGAGAGACACGCGACAUUUUACUCUUUGCCGUCUUCGUUGGAAAGGACACCCACCAAGGUGACAGCAGCACAGAAAGUGACCUUUUGUUCCCACGGUAAUUCUGCCUUCCAGCCCAUUGCAUCAAGCUGCAAAAUCGUGCCGCAGAGCCAGGCGCCCAAUCCCGAGUCACCUGGAAAGUCCUUUCAGCCCAUCACCAUGAGCUGUAAGAUUGUCUCAGGUUCUCCAAUAUCAACUCCAAGUCCGUCACCUUUGCCUCGCACCCCAACUUCCACUCCGGUUCAUGUGAAGCAAGGCACAGCCAGCUGUGGUAUAAACAACCCUCAUGUUGUUGUGGAUAAACCUGCACAGGUUAUUGGAGCCUCCACUCAGAGUUCAGGAAGUCCUACAAGCAAGCUCCCAGUGGCCUCCCAGGUUCCCCAAGGAACAGGGUCCCCUAUUCCUAAAAUUCACGGAAGUAGUUUCUUAACGUCUACAGUCAAGCAGGAGGACUCUUUAUUUGCAUCUAUGCCGCCUCUUUGCCCAAUCGGCAGUCACCCGAAAGUGCAAAGCCCCAAAGCUGUGACUGGAGGGCUCGGAGCUUUCACAAAGGUGAUCAUCAAACAGGAACCUGGGGAAACCCCUCAUGUGUCCACCACAGGAACUGCCAACCAAUCAGCAUUCCCUCAGUAUGUGACUGUGAAAGGGGGUCACAUGAUAGCUGUGUCCCCUCAAAAACAGGUCCUAAGUGCUGGAGAAGGGACGACUCAGUCACCAAAGAUUCCACCCUCCAAGGUUGUUGGCGUCCCUGUUGGCUCUACCUUACCUUCCACAGUGAAGCAGGCUGUGGCAAUCAGUAGUGGCCAAAUCCUUGUCGCCAAGGCCGGCUCUUCUGUCACCAAAGCAGUCGGUCCAAAGCAAGUUGUGACCCAAGGAGUUGCCAAAGCAAUCGUGAGUGGAGGCGGAGGGACCAUUGUUGCUCAGCCAGUGCAGACCUUAACCAAGACUCCGGUGCCAGCUGCUGGGCCACAGAAGAGUGGUUCCCAGAGCUCAGUAAUGGCAACAUUGCAGCUACCAGCCACUAAUUUGGCCAACUUGGCAAAUUUGCCUCCGGGCACUAAACUGUACCUUACCACGAACAGCAAGAACCCCUCAGGAAAAGGGAAGCUGCUGCUAAUUCCUCAAGGAGCCAUCCUGCGAGCUACCAACAAUGCCAACCUCCAGUCUGGCUCGGCUGCUGCUGGCGGCAGUGGCAGCAGUGGUGCUGGUGCCGGAGGGGGAGGCAGUGGAGGUGGUGGUGGCAGCGGCGGCGGCGGCGGCGGAGCAGGAGGAACCCCAGGCACCACUGGCCCAGGAGGGGUGUCCCAGCACCUGACUUACACAUCCUACAUCCUCAAGCAAACUCCCCAGGGUACAUUCUUAGUUGGCCAACCAUCACCCCAAACACCCGGAAAACAGCUGACUACUGCAUCAGUGGUUCAAGGAACACUGGGAGUCAGCUCACCCUCUGCGCAGGGACAACAGACACUGAAAGUCAUCUCUGGACAGAAAACCACCCUGUUUACACAGGCAGCCGCUGCGGGGCAGGCCUCGCUGGUAAAGUUACCUGACAACACGCUCAAGUCUGUGCCGGCGCCGGCGGUGGCGGCAUCACAACUCGCCAAGCCUGGGACCACGAUGCUUCGAGUGGCAGGAGGGGUGAUCACAGCUGCUCCCUCCCCCACCGUGGCCUUCUCCACGAACGGUGCUGCACACCAGUCGGAAGGGUCAGUUCCUGUUUCAUCCUCUGUCGGCUCUAUAAUCAAAACUCCCGGGCAGCCACAAGUGUGUGUAAGCCAGGCCCCCGUGGGCAUGUGCAAGGGCACAGCUCCCUCCGUCAGCGCAGCAUCCCUGGUGUCCACACCAAGCUCCAUCUCUGGGAAAGCCACAGUGUCAGGAUUGUUGAAGAUUCAUUCUGGUCAGUCCAGUCCCCAGCAGGCUGUCCUGACAAUUCCCAGUCAGCUCAAGCCACUGAGCAUCAACACCUCUGGUGGCGUGCAGACUGUCCUGAUGCCUGUGAAUAAAGUGGUUCACUCAUUUUCUACCAGCAAAUUACCUACCGUCUUGCCCAUCAGUGUCCCAAAUCCAGCUGCCCCCAGCUCUGCUCCAGUAGCUAUUGCAAAAGUGAAGACCGAACCCGAAACUCCUGCACCAAACUGCCUCUCCCAGGAGGGCCAGACAGCAGUGAAAACUGAAGAGAGCUCUGAGCUGAGCACCUACGUCAUUAAGGUAGACCAUUUGGAGACCAUCCAGCAGCUCUUGACAGCAGUAGUCAAGAAGAUUCCGUUAAUUACCUCGAAAGGUGACGAUGCCAGCUGCUUUUCUGCAAAGUCUGUGGAGCAGUAUUACGGCUGGAACAUUGGGAAGAGGAGAGCUGCUGAGUGGCAAAGAGCAAUGACAGUACGGAAAGUGUUACAAGAGAUCCUGGAGAAGAACCCAAGGUUCCACCACCUGACGCCCCUAAAAACCAAGCACAUUGCUCACUGGUGCCGCUGCCAUGGCUACACCCCACCAGACCCUGAGAGCCUGCGUCAUGACGGGGCCUCCAUUGAGGAUGUGCUGACCCAGAUCGACAGUGAACCAGAGUGCCUGUCGUCCUUCUCCACUGCCGACGACCUCUGCCGGAAGCUGGAGGAUCUGCAGCAGUUUCAGAAAAGGGAGCCCGAGAACGAGGAAGAAGUGGAUGUCCUCAGCUUGUCGGAGCCUCUGAAGAUGAACAUUAAAAAGGAGCAGGAAGAAAAGCAGGAAGAAAUGAGAUUCUACCUGCCGCCAACUCCAGGCUCGGGGUUUGUUGGUGACAUUACGCAGAAGAUCGGGAUCACCCUGCAGCCCGUGGCACUGCACAGGAACAUGUAUGCCUCGGUGGUGGAGGACAUGAUCCUAAAGGCCACGGAGCAGCUGGUGAGUGACAUCCUGAGACAGGCGCUGGCAGUUGGAUACCAGACAGCAUCUCCCAACAGGGUUCCCAAAGAAAUCACAGUGAGUAAUAUUCACCAGGCCAUUUGCAACAUUCCUUUUCUGGAUUUUCUCACGAACAAGCACAUGGGGAGACUGAACGAGGAUCAGUGAAGACAGUGAAGAUGAUCCCCAAAAGCAGGAUGGGGAGCCGUGUCUGAAGUAUGCAAACCGUGGUGACCCUUGUGUUCGGAGAAAGGCGGUUCUCUGUGCGUUAGAAUGCUCCGGCUACCAUACCAUUCCUUCCGUCUAACUGCGUGUUAUCACGAGGGCACUGAGUCCCAGGGGCAGCCCUUUUAAGACUGUAUUGUUUCCCAAUUCUGGAGGGAAGCUGGAUGGGCACAACUUUGUCAGCUUGCAUUUCUUUACUCUGUACCGGCUCUGGAGGUGUCUGAAUGUGAGACAAGGCAUAUACACAAGGUGCUCCCUCUUGGGAGUGGGCUUGGGUUCACCUGGGGCCCACUUUCCAGAAGGCGGAGAUAAAUCUGACACACUAGUCUGGGCUACUCUAAAGAAGAACAGAGAAAGCAAGUACCUUUUCCUACCUUGCCUCGGUGUGGCAGGGCUGCACUCUUGGCCAGUGUGAGUCAGCUACAGAAGGGGUAAUAUGCCAUGUGGAAAACUAGACACCAAGGAGGCUGUAGCCUGAGACUUUUUCAUGGAACCCCGAUGCCCGUGCUUCUGUGACAGCCAGAGUCAAAGCGUUGAGGUUCCCAGCAGAGAUCAGAAGGCAUCGAUCCUGUGCCCGUGUAACCCAGGAGACUAUCACUGUUAGUGUAAGCAUGAUCCAGAGUCCGGCACUUGGCCUGCAGAGGUCUCGGCACUGGGUCCUCAUAGCCCAGUGGGCUGCCGAAGCUCCUGUUGUCCGGGGGCUGGGGAGGCAAACCUUCCGGGGGUGUCCUCAGUGGACCUGAGGUCCUGUCCUCUGCCAAAGAGUUCUGCCGUGAUGACAAGGGUUGAAACACCUGUGAGUGCCUUUCUUGCGAGAACUGCUCUUACCCGGUGUGCCAGCGCUCGGGAGGGAGCAGAGCCGCUCCCUGAGGGGCAGAUAGGCUGUUGGUAGCGCCAGCACAGAUUGCAGGCACUGGGGACUCUCCAGUCCUCCUAACUAUUGUGGGCAAAUGGAAGACCUUAGUUUCAAUUGGAACCUUCUCACUCUGCUCAAAGCAAACUUGGAAGGUCUGAGUCAGAGUCAGCAAAAAGCCUGUUCUCCCAGGCCCCGCAGGUGGGUGUGUGAGCCAGGACACAGAGCGGGCUGCAGGUACAGAAGAAGGGUUCCAGAAGAAGGGUUCCUCCCAGCAGGGAUAGGGCGAGCGUGGCUUACGGUAGAGGUGGUAUAUAAGGCUUAAGAAUUGGGUCUGUAGGCCACACCACAGAUCAGUAGGCCCACACACAGAUUUGUUCAGAAGUGGACAGACACCUGCGAGGUAGAAUAUCCAUAUGAGAACAGAUUGAUUUGUUGUGAUAAAAACCUAAAGAAAUUGCUUUUUGCUAAAGAAAUAUCAAGUGAUUUAAGAGUCUCCAUGUAUGUUAAUGUUUCAAGUGUUUUUCUAUCGUAAUGUGUAACAUAAUUGUGUAUCAUUUUGUCUACAAUAAAACUUUUAGUAUUUGUGA
Molecule: messenger RNA, 5983 nt
Organism: Peromyscus californicus insignis
Lineage: Eukaryota; Metazoa; Chordata; Mammalia; Rodentia; Cricetidae
Gene: Yeats2
Product: YEATS domain containing 2
Exons: 31
Coding region: 233-4483 (1416 amino acids)
Biological process (GO): chromatin remodeling; regulation of transcription by RNA polymerase II
Cellular component (GO): NuA4 histone acetyltransferase complex
Molecular function (GO): histone binding
Source: RefSeq, a predicted model, not a curated record